GCCGUUCUGUUCCAGUGACACCAGUCACUUCAUCCAUAUGCUCUUUUAGUUCAUUUUUCCUUCCUUCCAUAGAACUAGAAAAACAAAUAGCCUAACAUUGUGAAGACAGAUUUGACACAUUCCCAAGUGUUUGUGGAUCAAUAAUGAUUAUCUCCAGUGGUCUGCUGCCCGUCUACUUUGGAAGUCUAGGAUUUUGUUACAUGGUGGUAUUCAUUUGUAUGCUAUUUCUUCAAUGGAGGAAAGGAAUCCAGCAGAAGCGACGUGCAAAAGCCUGGGUGAAACAGCUGAAAACGGAAUCGUAUUUCCAGCGCGCAUUGGCUCACGAGGAAGCCAAGCCUGGAACUAAAGCAGAAGCCUGCAGUCUCGAGUCUGAUAGCAUCCGAAAGCCACAAGACAGCUUCUUGGCCAGUGAGAUCACCAUAGAUAGCAGUGGCGAUUUCAUCCCAUCAGCUCAAGAGCCAUACAAGCCAGUGUUUCAGGAAAUACCAUGCGCCUGUGUGCUCUCUCACAUGCCACCACUGCUCGAGCAUUCAGCUUCUUACCCUUGCUCGAGUAUCCGAACCAAAAGCAUGCCAUUCAACUCACCUCUGAAAUCUGCCACGUUGACAAAGGAGGCAUACAAUCUGUGUAGCAGCAUCUCUGCCUAGCAGUAAGAUGAACCAGCAAGUCUUCAUGAUUUUAAUUGUACCCCAAAUAAAGACCAGAUGCAGAACAAUUUCAAAAC
Molecule: messenger RNA, 724 nt
Organism: Lacerta agilis (Sand lizard)
Lineage: Eukaryota; Metazoa; Chordata; Lepidosauria; Squamata; Lacertidae
Gene: TEX38
Product: testis expressed 38
Exons: 2
Coding region: 144-647 (167 amino acids)
Source: RefSeq, a predicted model, not a curated record